AUGGAGGGCCCCUGGGGAGGGGGCAACCCCUUCCUGCACAGGUGCCUGCUGCGGGGGGACUUCAUGGCGUUCUUCGCAGAGCUGGAGAAGACGAAGAACUUGUUUGAACGCGACCGGGGCGGGCGGACUGCGCUGGACCUGGCGCUGCAGCUGGCGGCGGAGCUGUUUCAAAGCUGCUUCAGCACUUCGUUUGCGGUGGACAGCGGUGGUCUGGUCCAGUGGUCCGCGUGCAGCUGCGCGGCGUGCGCGCACCGCCGCCACCGCAGCAUGCGCGACGGCGCCGGCGAGGCCGCCCGCGAAGUCCACUGCAAAAACCCUUUUCGCGUCAAAUAUAAUGAACAAUACUUAAAUAUGUACUCCCAGCCCAGACAAAUGCGCCUCGAGGCCGAAGUCAAGCCCCCGGUGCCCGCGCUUCCCCCCAAGUUCAAGUUCACCCCCGUCGAGUACCCCCCGGGCUGGACCCCCGACGCAGCUUCGCCCGCGCCGCGGCCCCGAGGACCGCGGGGACCAGUGGACCACUCCGGGGCGGCGUUUCCCCUGCCCUCCGGCGCCGUGGGUCCCGUGCCCAGCGGCGCAGCGCCGCAGCAGUACUUCUACCCCUGCGAAGCCGAAGGGCCAAACCUGGAGGGCAGCCGCCUGCAACUUGAACAACUGAAGCUGGAGAACAAAAUGGUGCAGCGGGAAGUGCUGGUGCUGGUGGAAGAGGUGUGUUCGGGGCCUCUGUGCGAGACGAUGCGGGCGCGCAUGCGGCGGCUGCUGCGGAAGCUGCGGUCGCUCUUGCUGGUUUUGAAGCGCCUCGGAAGCUGCAACAUGCUGCGCAUUAAAGCCACAGAACAAGCCGUGGAGUCGGGGCUGCUGCAGCAGAAGAUCACUUACCCUUUCCUCUACACCGCGCUGCUGCACAGGGCUUUCAAGCAGUACCCCAACGGGCCCAACGGACAGCCGUUUGACCCGCUGAACCCCGCGGACGGCCGCCGCAUGGUUCAGCUUCUCGUGAACUACCAAAUGCCGGGCUUUGAAUUGGUUCUUUUCCUCGGAAACUUGACGGCUCUAUUUAGCGACUUUGUUUCGUUUUUCGCGCAAGACGACGUGCGGAUCUGGCGGCCGUGCAAGGAGGUGCAGCAGUACUACUUGCACAUGGCGUUCUCGCUCGACAGCGCCGAUCUUUUCAAAUUCAUCAUUAAUUACGGACAACUUCUCUUCGUGGGAAACGCAGACGUCUUCAAAUGGGAAGAUCUUCUUUAUGUUCUCAUGGAGCACCGAGACAAGUUCCGCCCCUACUUCUCCCCCCUGCUGGCCUCCCGCCUGAAGAGCCGCGUGCAGAAAAGACUUGUUGAAGAAGGAUCUGCAAAAGAAAUUCGCAAAAAGUUCCCUCCAGAGCCGGUGAAGUACCCGUGCGAAGAGCGGCUUUUGACGCAAAAGGUGCUGAGCGAAUUUGGAUCUCUUUUUGGAAACGAAGAAGCCCAAGAGCUCAGCGAGCUGCUCAGCAGGUGGAAGUACGGAGCAGCAAGGCCCCAGGAGGAAGCAGCAGGCUUCUCCCGCAGCAGCAAACUGCAGCAGCAGCAGCAGCAGCAGCAGCAGCAGCAGCGCAGGCCGUUCAGAAGUUACGGAGGCGCCGCCGCCUCUCCCCAGGCCUUCUGGGCGUAG
Molecule: messenger RNA, 1647 nt
Organism: Eimeria tenella
Lineage: Eukaryota; Apicomplexa; Conoidasida; Eucoccidiorida; Eimeriidae
Exons: 5
Coding region: 1-1647 (548 amino acids)
Source: RefSeq, a predicted model, not a curated record